UGCAAGAAAAGCUGCAAAUCCACAGGAAUUACGGCGAUAUUGAGUGAAAAAGUGCGUUGUAUUUGUUUGUGAAUCGAUUCUGUUGCCUCCUGAGUAGUGAUUUGUGGUGGAAUUGUGGUUGAAGCGGCUGAAAGUUGUGUGGUGUAUUUUGUGCGCCUCCAUUUCCCAAGAGGAGCAGCAAAGUCUUCUGGCGUUUCCUCGCCGCAUCGGCCGCCCGCUGGAUCACCGUGCAAGCCACCGUUUCGGCGUGAGGACAUUUUCGCGGCAUCGACAGUAGUGUUGGCGGUCCAGUGCUGAACGCCGGACCAUCCCUUGGGAGAGCACCACCGCUGGCCAGGACUGGAGCGCGUCUCUGCGUGAGUGUGUGUGUGAGUGAGUGUGGAGUAUCGGGUGGCGGAGGAGAGGAGAACAGAGGAGACGCGCCAUUCCGCACUUGGCAGAGACACACGCGUGGAGCCAUAUUUUCCCUCAGCCGCACUUCAUUGAUCGGCCAGUUUGACGAAUUAGCGGCAAUUGCAAUUAUUUUUCGUGAAGAAGAGAGAUACCAAGGAGCGAAAUGAUAUUGCUGUUGCUAAAGACACAAAAAGCAGCAGAAUGAGGGGUACAGCUCGUCGGAAAUAACCCCUCCUAGUUGAUGAUAAUCCAACAGUUGUAAAAUUGCAGAAAGUUUGCAAUCUUAAAGUUGGGGGAAUUCAAAUCAGUCAAAUUUGUGAAGUGGUUUUGAUUCCUGACUUUGUUGUGUCUGUCGUCAUUGCACCACAAUUCCUUGGCACAGACACACAGGAGAGCAUCAUAAAGGGAAGCGUGAGGAGAUCGUGAAGUAAAGGAGAGUGACUUGUGUGUUUGUUCAUUCGCAGAAGGAGUGAGUGACGAAGGGAGGUAAAGUUGAGAAAACUCUCCCUUAAAGUGUGUUUAUUUUGUGACUGUGAAAUACUUUUUUUCCAUCCCCUAUUUUUCCACUCAUCCGCAAACAUCUAAGUUGUUCUGACUGUGUGUGUUUGUGUGCGGUUAAGCAGACGCGACCCUCAAGGAUAAGUUGGGAAGAGGGAAGAGAUUAACUAUAUAAAUGUGAAUUUGUAUGACAAUCAACAAUAGGCAUAGUGUAAUUUAUUAUUGCUCGAGAAAGUGUGGAGAAGAGAAAACAGCUGUUUUUACGUAAAAUCCAACAAACUGCUUCACACACACAUAAGAUAAGAUCCUUUUGGUAGUGAUGGAGAAACAAAUGAUGUUGCCAAAACGUCCACGAAUUGAUGUUCGUGGUCCAAUUGCUAAUGGACCGAUGCAGCCCAGACCUCUCGUGGCUCUACUGGAUGGUAGAGAUUGCUCCAUUGAAAUGCCAAUUCUCAAGGAUGUGGCCACUGUCGCAUUUUGCGAUGCACAGAGCACAACGGAAAUACAUGAAAAGGUGUUGAAUGAGGCCGUGGGUGCUCUCAUGUGGCACACAAUCAUCCUGACAAAGGAGGAUUUGGAAAAGUUCAAAGCACUCCGGAUUAUUGUGCGCAUCGGAAGCGGUGUGGACAAUAUUGACGUGAAGGCGGCCGGUGAAUUGGGGAUUGCUGUGUGCAAUGUUCCCGGUUAUGGUGUUGAAGAAGUGGCAGACACGACACUCUGUCUCAUAUUGAAUCUGUACCGAAGAACGUAUUGGCUGGCAAAUAUGGUGCGAGAGGGUAAAAAGUUCACUGGACCAGAACAAGUUAGGGAAGCUGCCACGGGAUGCGCUAGGAUCAGAGGAGAUACACUGGGCAUUGUUGGUCUGGGCAGAAUUGGCAGUGCAGUGGCUUUACGUGCAAAAGGAUUUGGCUUCAAUGUCAUUUUCUAUGAUCCAUAUCUUCCCGAUGGCAUUGAGAAGUCACUUGGCUUGACCCGAGUUUACACCCUGCAAGACUUACUUUUCCAAUCGGAUUGUGUCUCACUCCAUUGCACAUUGAACGAGCACAAUCACCAUUUAAUCAAUGAAUUCACCAUCAAACAGAUGAGGCCAGGUGCAUUUUUGGUGAAUACAGCACGAGGUGGUCUGGUGGAUGAUGAGGCGCUAGCGUCAGCCCUCAAACAAGGCAGAAUCCGAGCAGCUGCACUUGAUGUGCACGAAAAUGAGCCAUAUAACGUAUUCCAGGGUGUUCUCAAAGACGCUCCAAAUAUACUUUGUACGCCACAUGCCGCCUUUUACAGUGAAGCUUCCGCAUCUGAACUCAGAGAGAUGGCAGCCACGGAAAUUAGGAGAGCAAUAGUGGGCAAUAUUCCAGAGUGUCUUCGGAACUGUGUGAACAAGGAGUAUUUUAUGAGGGCCCCAUCGGCCGCCGCAGGCUACACUGAAGCAGGAAAAGUGUCGAUUAUUUGCUCCCCACGAUUGACAUGAGAAACAGUGCUGGGUUUAUUACGCUAAUAUAAAAGAGAAAAACCAUCGAAUUGAAUUCAAGAAGAGAAGAAGAAAACAAUGAGAAAGAAAUUAUUAGUUUUUAGUAAUAUUUUUUUGUUUUUUGUAUAAAACAAAUGAAAAAAAAGAAAAGAAAUGAGAGAGAUACGAAAGAGAAUAAGUUGUUCCAUUGUUGUUUUGAUACGUACAAAUUGCAAGGAAAGGAGAAGAAGAAAUUCAAGGAAUCUAAAAAAAAAGAAUUAUUUAAUGAAUUAAAAUUCUUGUGUACAAUCUGCAAAAGGAGAAAAGAAAAGAGUACGAAUUAUGAGAUGAUAAAAUUCAUGAUUUUUUGUGUCUUUCUUUCUUUUUUUUAAAUGAAAUCAAUCCACCACACGUUCAUACAUUACACUUUAUUCUUAUUAGUACGUAUAAUAUUUUAUUUGUAAUAUUAAUUUUUAAAUUCAAGUCUUGUUGAAGUCAAACUUACUUUUUUUCUAGUUAUUUCUACUUCAAAAAAAAAAAAAAGAAAAUGAAUUUUUUUCCCCCCAUGAAUUGAAUGAAAGGAGAAAAAAAGGCAAAAUGUCAUUCAGCUUUUGCGAUUGAAUAAUAUUAAUUUCUUUUUUCCACAAUUAAAUGAUCUUCAAUGAAAUUGAUGCAUUUGCAUCUUGAUAAAAAUGAUUUAAAUGAAGCAGAAGAAGAAAAUAUUGUAGAGGACGUUAAAUGUCCCACAAAUCCAGUAAGGAAGAAAAAAGGAUGCUUAUAGAGAGAGCAAGACGAAGUGAAAGUUGGGAGUAUAUUAUGUUGAGAGAGGAAGUAGUAAUGAUAAUGAAAAAUGUUCUUUUAAGACCGUGACGAAUGCUUAAAUAUUUGCAGAGAUGAUAAUGAGGAUGAGAGAACAUUGCACAGAGUGUUAAAAGAAUGUUUUCCAUUUGUUUUUCUGUUUAAUCACAUUACACAAGUAAUUUUUAGUUGCAGUACGAAAUGUAGAAUUUUCACAUUGAUCAGAUUGAUUGAUUGGUUUUGUUUUGUCAUAAAAAUUAUGUAAUUACUUUUUAAGGUGAAAGUAAACACUGGUAUAAUCUUUUUGUUCUGAUCAUUUCAAAUUAUCUGAUUUUGAGUAUUGUUAUUGUAAAUCAACUCUCCUCAAGAUUAAUGAAAUGAUAGAAGAAGAGUGAUGGUUUUUUCUAAAAACACAAAAGGAAUCUUUAGAUUGAGUAUUUUGCAUUCUUUUGAAAAGUUCCAUUGCAAAAAAAAUAUUCACCCAGAAAGAAAAAAAAACAGACAGAAAAUGCUCAAAAGAAAAAGAUGAAAAUAAUAAUGAAUAAAAAGGAAAGGAAAUAAUUUUUAUGACAAUUUUGUGAGCUCGUUGUGUUAAUUAUUUACAUACCAAAAAAAAAGAAUUAGACAGAUUUAGCUUUGACCUUAACUUUAUCCCAGUUUGAUUUACAAAAUGAACAAAAAAAUUGAUUUAUCUAAGAAAACAUGUGAUCACAACUUAAAGUGAAAUUAUAAAUAUAAUAACACAAUAGACAUCACUAAAUUGAUUUCAUCAUCCGCGUUUAUUUUCGCCUUAAAGUAUUAUGUAUUUUUUAAAAAUGAAAAGAAAUAAGGGUUAAUAAGAUGAAGUAAAAUCCUCCAAUAGACUUAUUUACACAUUUGAUUUAUAUAUAUUUGAUUUAAUUGAUAAAAAUGAAGAAAAAAAAACAAGAUGAAUGAAAUGAGAAAUGUUUUAAUUCUUAAAAUUUUUCGUUCAUUUGCAAAAGAGGGUAAAGAAAAAAAAGAUGAGAAAAAAAUAUAGAUGAAAAAAAAUACUAAUUGUAACCUGUAUUAAUUUUUGUACAAAACAAAAAAUUAAUCAUAGAGAAAAAUAAAAUUUUAAUAUAAAAGAAAUGUUGCUAAACAUGAAAUGGAUGAUUACAACUGUUUGAAUUGUUAAAUUAAUUACUGUGAAUUCCGUUUUUUUUUUGUUUUUUGCUGAGGCGGUCUCAAGACAUUUGUUUAUGGUUCCUUUUCAUGUCUCAACACUUUUUGCAAUUCAAAUUGUCUCUAUUGUUUUCAAAUUAGUUUGAUCUCGUGUCUCUGCCUUUAUUGCGACUUUUUUCUUUCCGUUUUUAUUUGUCGUUAUUGUCAAUUCGCAUAGAUGAUGGAAUCACUUUAGGGAAGCACAAAAGAUUGUAUUUUUUCUGUUUUUUUUGGAUAAAAUUGAGUUGUACAAAAACAUAUGAUGGAUUACCACAGAAGAAGAAACAAACAAACAAAAAAGAUGAAUUGGAAAAUUAAAUUAGAAGUAAAAUCUGUGAUAUUUCUUGAAGUGAAAAAAAAAUAGCGCACUAACGAGCUCACAGUGUGUAAGUAAAUGAUGAAUAAAAUUAUUAUCUAGAUUUAAGGUAAGAAAGGGAUUGAUAGAGAAGAAGUUAAGGAAAUAUUUUCUUGCAAUGUCUAUUUAUUGAUUGUGAUAAUAAUUCUUGUUGUGUGAUGUGGAGAAAAUUGUUUGUUGUUUUUGCAAGAGAAUAUUUUUUUUCGCAAUUUGUGGCUCUGGCCGUGGCCAAAAGAGUGCCGCCGGACGGCCAGGGCUGUAGAUGUGGGACCGAGAUGAGUGGCUGGAAUGAUAAGAAGAUGAGAAGUAAGUCCAG
This is a messenger RNA of Phlebotomus argentipes, 4986 nucleotides long. It is a transcript of the gene CtBP, whose product is annotated as C-terminal-binding protein. The transcript has 8 exons. The coding region runs from base 1211 to 2356 and encodes 381 amino acids. NCBI's taxonomy places the organism in Eukaryota, Metazoa, Arthropoda, Insecta, Diptera, Psychodidae. Gene Ontology annotation, molecular function: transcription corepressor activity; oxidoreductase activity, acting on the CH-OH group of donors, NAD or NADP as acceptor; NAD binding. The record is from RefSeq and is a predicted model, not a curated record.